Messenger RNA from Clonostachys byssicola, 1137 nucleotides. NCBI's taxonomy places the organism in Eukaryota, Fungi, Ascomycota, Sordariomycetes, Hypocreales, Bionectriaceae. The record is from the annotation of a GenBank genome assembly.
AUGGCUUCAUCGGAGUCCGCGAAAACCAGUACGAGAAAUACCACUGGCAAAACUUUAUCCCCAUCUUCGAAUGGAAAUGUACUAGAUGUACCCAAUAGUUUCAUCGUUGACAGCAACGUUCUUGGAAAGUUUCCCGGUGGGACAAAGAUAAUAUCGGCUCAUGAAACUGUGGCUUCAGCUUGGACGACCACUGCUCAGCUCCAGGUUCAAAUAGAUGAUGGGUCGGAAGAAACGUACUUCCUGAAGUUGGCCUCAGGAGAUCAUGGUCGGAUCAUGAUAGAAGGGGAGUUUAACUCAAUGUCUGAGCUAUACGCGUGUGCUCCGGACUUUGUUCCCGAGCCGCACUCCUGGGGGAGAUACGCCAAAGGUAACCCCGACACAUACUUCUUCUUGUCACAAUUUCUGAAGAUGGACCAUACGAUGCCAGAUCCAGAAUAUCUAUGCUCCAAGCUUGCGCGCCUUCAUCACGACAGUAAUUCACCAACAGGCAAAUUUGGAUUCCACUCCACGACAUGCCAGGGGCGGACUUCCCAGUGUGUAGGCUGGGAAGAAAAUUGGACAGUAUUCUUUGCGAAGCUCCUUCAGCACGUGAUAGACUUGGAUCUUGAAGUGAAUGGAUACUGGGAGCCUCUCGACAAGGUCAAAAAGCGACUCAUAAAACAUGUCAUUCCUCGCUUAUUGGAUGCCCUUAUUAGUGAUGGGCGUUCCAUCAAGCCGAGUUUACUUCACUCUGACCUUUGGGAGGGCAAUACUGGAACUUUGGCUACCAAUGGAAGAGUUUACAUUUUCGAUGCUGCUUCCUUCUAUGCCCACAACGAGAUGGAAGUCGCAAAUUGGCGUGGAUACUACAACAAGAUUAGCGACGAGGUGUAUACAAAGACAUAUCUCUCUUACUUUCCGCCGAGCGAGCCCAAGGCCGAAUGGGAGGACCGCAAUCGCCUCUAUAGCGUAUACUACAACGUGAUAUAUUCUGUCAACCACGAGAGCCAAGGAACGGCUGUUCGUCAACUAGCAUUUAGUGAUAUGUAUUAUCUCGUCAAUAAAUUUGCACCAUUCCCUGAGGGUGAGGCACCCCCGCAUUUACAGGAAUCAGAAAUUGCUUCUCUCUCCGCUGAGCGCGACCAUACUCUAGCUUAA